AUGUCGUCCGACAUACAUCAAAUGGGAGGUUUUUACGAUGCAACGACGCAACAGAACGCCUUCAAAGCAAUGAGUCAAAUGUGGCAAAUGGAUCAGUAUCAGCAAGGAUACACUAUGAAGGACGUUCCGCAGUCGACAAGCCUCCCACAUCCGUUUGCCAACUUCGCCCAGCAGCUUUCCUCGAUCACACAAACGAUGAAGGAAGCGCCCUCUGCUCCCAAGAAGAAGCCGAAUCCAGUACCUGUUGAGCUGAAAGAUGAGGCUUAUUAUGAGCGUCGAAAGCGCAACAACGAGUCCGCCAGACGAUCGAGGGAGGCGCGACGGCAGAAGGAGGACGUGAACUUCAGGAAGCUCGAAUUGGUGCAACAGGAUAAUAUUCGCCUAAAAGCGGAACUUCAAAGAGUGCUUAUGGAAUUGGAACGACUCAAAUAUAUGGCUGCAGUUCAAGGCGUCCAGCUAUGA
This is a messenger RNA of Angiostrongylus costaricensis, 462 nucleotides long. Lineage: Eukaryota; Metazoa; Nematoda; Chromadorea; Rhabditida; Metastrongylidae. The record is from the annotation of a GenBank genome assembly.